Oppia nitens is the source of this 795-nucleotide messenger RNA. RefSeq lists its product as uncharacterized. Bases 72 to 764 code for a protein of 230 amino acids. The transcript is spliced from 2 exons. Gene Ontology annotation, molecular function: oxidoreductase activity. Lineage: Eukaryota; Metazoa; Arthropoda; Arachnida; Sarcoptiformes; Oppiidae. The record is from RefSeq and is a predicted model, not a curated record.
UUUAUUAUAUCUAGCUUAUUUUAGUAAAAAUUAAUUUUAAAAAGUUUAAAAAAAACUAUUUGAUAAAAACAAUGUUGUUAAUUUUAGCUACAUUAAUUUGUUCAGCAAUUGCAUUGCCAGCAAUUAAUGAUGUUGAUGAUUUAUAUGAUCAAUAUGCUAUUAAAACACGAAAUGCUGCCACAAAAGUCCAUCCACUGGUACUGAGUCGGACAUCGCAGCGGGAAAUAGUUGCCGGCGACGUAUCCGAUGCCGAUUUGGAGGCACUGUUUGAAUCGGCCCGUUGGGCACCGUCAUCGAAAAACAUACAGCCCUGGCGAUUCAUAUGGGCCCGUAAGGGAUCGAAAGAGUGGCAAACCUGGUUCGACCUGUUGGAAGAGGGCAACAAAGUUUGGGCAGUGAAUGCAUCGGUACUGAUAUUUCAGAUAACGCCCAACUAUGAGCUCUAUCAUGAUAAAAUAUAUGAAAACAAAUUCAGUCAAUUUGAUUCGGGCAGUGCCUACGUAUCGCUACACUACGAAGCGUGCGGUCGAGGACUGGUAGCCCAUCCUAUUGCCGGUUUGGAUAUUGAAAAAUCGUACGGUGUUUUGGGUAUUACCAAAAAAUCGCAUACAGUUUUGCAGAUUAUUGCUGUCGGUCGAGCACCCGAUGCCCAACACCGUAAGGCACCGGAAAUUAUUAUGCCGAGACAGUUGACCAAAGAGUUUGUUUUCAAAGAAAAGUUUAUCAAUAAAGAUCCCGUUCCUCCCACUGAUGCCGAUAUUUAAACCUUAACAAUAUAAUAGCAUUUAAAUAGUU